CUAAAAGGAACAGGAAACUUGCCGGGGAGGCGGCGGCGGCUGCGGCUCUCCGGGCGUCCGGGCGGCGCACGUCGCGGGGUGUCCGGAGCUGCAGCGCCGCUCCUGGCGGCUCCCCUGGCGCGGGGCAGGGCUGAGCCCGACACUCGAUCCCUCGGGCCGUGCCCGCCGCCGCCGCUCUGGGCGCUACAGGCGGGCGCUCCGUUCCGCCUCUGCCGCGGCAGCUCCCCGGAGAGGGCGGCGAGGGCGCAGAGAAGAGGAGGGACGUCUUCUUCGGAGCAUGAAGCAGCAUGACUGAUAAAAUGUCCAGCUUCCUCUACAUAGGGGACAUCGUGUCCCUGUACGCGGAGGGCUCGGUCAACGGCUUCAUCAACACGCUGGGGCUAGUGGAUGACAGAUGUGUGGUGCACCCAGAGGCGGGGGACCUCGCCAACCCUCCCAAGAAGUUCCGAGACUGCCUCUUUAAGGUGUGCCCUAUGAACCGAUAUUCUGCUCAGAAACAAUAUUGGAAAGCCAAGCAAGCUAAACAAGGGAACCACACAGAGGCAGCCUUGCUGAAGAAAUUACAGCAUGCUGCAGAACUGGAACAAAAACAAAAUGAAUCAGAGAAUAAGAAGCUGUUGGGAGAAAUUGUGAAAUAUAGUAAUGUUAUACAACUACUGCAUAUAAAAAGCAACAAGUAUCUGACUGUCAACAAGAGAUUACCCGCUUUACUGGAGAAGAAUGCCAUGCGCGUGUCCUUGGAUGCUGCAGGAAAUGAAGGGUCUUGGUUUUAUAUUCAUCCCUUCUGGAAGCUGAGAAGCGAGGGUGACAAUAUUGUUGUUGGAGAUAAAGUUGUUUUGAUGCCCGUGAAUGCAGGACAGCCACUACAUGCCAGCAACAUAGAGCUUCUCGAUAAUCCAGGGUGUAAAGAGGUGAAUGCUGUUAAUUGCAACACUAGCUGGAAAAUCACUCUAUUCAUGAAAUAUAGUUCCUAUCGAGAGGAUGUACUAAAAGGGGGUGAUGUUGUUCGAUUGUUUCAUGCGGAACAAGAGAAGUUUCUGACCUGUGAUGAAUAUGAGAAAAAACAGCACAUUUUCCUUCGUACAACUUUGCGUCAGUCAGCCACUUCUGCUACCAGUUCUAAAGCACUCUGGGAAAUAGAGGUAGUUCAUCAUGACCCAUGCCGUGGAGGUGCAGGACAAUGGAACAGCCUGUUCAGGUUUAAACAUCUUGCAACCGGGAACUAUUUAGCUGCAGAGCUUAACCCUGAUUAUCGAGAUGCCCAAAAUGAAGGAAAAAAUGUGAGAGAUGGAGAUCUUCCAACUUCAAAGAAGAAACGCCAGGCAGGGGAGAAGAUCGUGUACACCUUGGUCUCAGUCCCACAUGGAAAUGACAUCGCAUCCCUUUUUGAACUGGAUGCCACAACUCUUCAGAGAGCAGACUGCCUGGUCCCAAGGAAUUCAUACGUUCGGUUAAGACAUUUAUGUACAAACACGUGGGUAACCAGUACUAGCAUCCCCAUAGACACAGAUGAAGAGAGGCCUGUUAUGUUGAAGAUCGGAACUUGCCAAACAAAAGAAGAUAAAGAAGCUUUUGCCAUUGUGUCUGUCCCGCUGUCUGAGGUCCGAGACUUAGACUUCGCCAAUGACGCAAAUAAAGUUCUGGCGACCACAGUUAAAAAGCUGGAAAACGGAACAAUAACUCAGAAUGAAAGGAGGUUUGUGACCAAAUUAUUGGAAGACCUUAUCUUCUUUGUUGCUGAUGUACCUAACAAUGGACAAGACGUUCUGGAUGUGGUAAUCACCAAGCCAAACCGAGAACGUCAGAAAUUAAUGAGGGAACAAAACAUAUUGGCACAGGUAUUUGGGAUUCUGAAAGCGCCCUUUAAGGAGAAAGCAGGAGAAGGCUCAAUGCUGAGACUUGAAGAUCUGGGGGAUCAAAGAUAUGCCCCCUACAAGUACAUGCUGAGGCUGUGCUAUCGUGUGCUGAGACAUUCACAGCAGGACUACCGGAAAAAUCAGGAAUAUAUUGCUAAGAAUUUCUGUGUCAUGCAGUCCCAGAUUGGCUAUGAUAUUUUGGCAGAAGAUACCAUCACAGCUUUGUUGCACAACAACAGAAAACUACUAGAGAAACACAUCACAGCAAAAGAAAUAGAAACAUUUGUUAGUUUACUCAGGAGAAAUCGGGAGCCAAGGUUUUUGGAUUAUUUAUCAGAUCUCUGUGUGUCUAAUACCACCGCUAUACCUGUAACUCAAGAACUCAUCUGCAAAUUUAUGUUGAGCCCAGGCAAUGCAGAUAUUCUCAUUCAAACUAAGCUGGUCUCAAUGCAAGGAGACAACCCCAUGGAGAGCGCCAUCCUUUCAGAUGACAUUGAUGAGGAAGAAGUUUGGCUCUACUGGAUUGACAGCAACAAGGAACCUCAUGGCAAAGCUAUCAGGCACCUUGCUCAGGAAGCAAAAGAAGGCACCAAGGCUGAUUUAGAAGUUCUUACCUACUACAGGUACCAGCUAAAUCUCUUUGCAAGGAUGUGCUUGGAUCGCCAGUAUCUGGCCAUAAACCAGAUUUCUACACAGCUCUCUGUUGAUCUUAUCCUGCGGUGUAUGUCAGAUGAGAGCCUUCCCUUUGACCUCCGAGCAUCUUUUUGUCGCCUUAUGCUGCACAUGCAUGUUGACCGGGAUCCCCAGGAGUCUGUGGUGCCUGUUCGCUAUGCCAGGCUCUGGACAGAAAUCCCCACGAAGAUCACGAUUCAUGAAUAUGAUUCUAUAACUGACUCUUCCAGAAAUGAUAUGAAGAGGAAAUUUGCACUGACAAUGGAAUUUGUUGAAGAAUACUUGAAAGAGGUUGUAAAUCAGCCUUUUCCUUUUGGAGAUAAAGAAAAAAACAAACUGACAUUUGAGGUGGUCCACUUGGCUCGGAAUCUUAUAUACUUUGGAUUUUAUAGUUUCAGUGAAUUAUUAAGGCUAACAAGAACACUUCUGGCUAUCCUCGAUAUCGUUCAGGCCCCCAUGUCAUCGUAUUUUGAAAGAUUAAGCAAAUUUCAAGAUGGAGGAAACAAUGUCAUGAGAACCAUCCAUGGAGUGGGAGAAUUGAUGACCCAGAUGGUGCUCAGCAGAGGUUCCAUCUUCCCCAUGAGCGUGCCUGACAUCCAGCCCAGCCUGCAUCCCGGCAAGCAGGGGAGCCCCGCCGAGCACGAGGAUGUCACUGUCAUGGACACCAAGCUGAAGAUUAUUGAGAUUUUACAGUUUAUCCUGAGUGUCAGACUGGAUUAUAGGAUCUCAUAUAUGCUGUCAAUAUAUAAGAAGGAAUUUGGGGAGAACAGUGGAAAUGCUGAAACGUCCACCAAUGGCUCUCCUGAUACAUUGCUGCCAUCAGCUAUUGUUCCUGACAUAGAUGAAAUUGCAGCUCAGGCAGAAACUAUGUUUGCUGGAAGAAAGGAAAAAAAUCCAGUUCAACUUGAUGAUGAAGGAGGCAGGACAUUUUUACGGGUCCUCAUCCAUCUGAUCAUGCAUGACUACCCUCCUUUGCUAUCAGGAGCCCUGCAGCUGCUGUUCAAGCACUUCAGCCAGAGAGCAGAAGUUUUACAGGCAUUUAAACAGGUGCAGUUACUGGUGUCCAAUCAGGACGUAGAUAACUACAAGCAAAUCAAGGCAGACCUAGACCAGCUUCGACUAACUGUAGAAAAAUCUGAGUUAUGGGUUGAGAAGAGCAGCAGCUAUGAGAAUGGAGAAAUGGGUGAAAAUCAAGUAAAAGGUGGUGAAGAGCCAAUUGAGGACUCAAACAUUUUAAGUCCAGUGCAAGAUGGAACAAAGAAACCUCAGAUUGACAGCAAUAAGAGCAACAACUACUGGAUUGUAAAGGAGAUUUUGAUUAGGCUAAGUAAACUCUGUGUACAGAAUAAAAAGUGUCGGAAUCAACAUCAACGAUUACUGAAAAAUAUGGGAGCCCAUUCAGUGGUGUUAGACCUGCUGCAGAUACCCUAUGAAAAGAAUGAUGAAAAGAUGAAUGAAGUAAUGAAUCUGGCCCAUACAUUCCUGCAGAAUUUCUGUCGGGGAAAUCCACAGAAUCAAGUUCUCCUCCAUAAACAUCUGAAUUUGUUCUUAACCCCUGGUCUCCUUGAAGCAGAAACCAUGCGGCACAUCUUCAUGAACAAUUACCAUCUGUGCAAUGAAAUUAGCGAGAGGGUUAUCCAGCACUUCGUGCACUGCAUUGAGACGCACGGCCGCCAUGUGGAGUACCUGAGGUUUCUGCAGACGAUUGUCAAAGCAGAUGGUAAAUAUGUGAAGAAAUGCCAGGAUAUGGUGAUGACCGAGUUGAUAAAUGGGGGUGAAGAUGUGCUGAUAUUUUACAAUGAUAGAGCAUCAUUUCCCAUCCUUCUCCAUAUGAUGUGUUCAGAGAGAGACCGAGGGGAUGAGGGUGGCCCCUUAGCCUACCACAUCACCCUUGUGGAGUUGCUGGCAGCAUGCACAGAGGGGAAAAAUGUCUACACUGAAAUCAAGUGCAAUUCCCUUCUGCCCCUGGACGACAUAGUGAGGGUGGUGACCCAUGACGACUGCAUCCCAGAGGUUAAAAUUGCGUAUGUGAAUUUUGUUAAUCACUGUUAUGUUGACACUGAAGUGGAAAUGAAAGAAAUCUACACAAGUAACCACAUUUGGAAAUUAUUUGAGAACUUCUUGGUGGAUAUGGCAAGGGUUUGCAACACAACUACAGACAGGAAACACGCAGAUACCUUUUUGGAGAAGUGUGUUACUGAGUCAAUCAUGAACGUUGUGAGCGGCUUUUUUAAUUCUCCGUUUUCAGACAACAGUACCAGCCUGCAGACACAUCAGCCAGUUUUUAUUCAGCUGCUUCAGUCUGCCUUCAGAAUUUACAAUUGCACCUGGCCAAACCCGGCACAGAAAGCCUCGGUGGAGUCCUGUAUCAGAACUUUGGCUGAAGUGGCAAAGAAUCGUGGAAUUGCCAUUCCGGUGGAUUUGGACGGCCAAGUUAAUACUCUUUUUAUGAAGAGUCAUUCCAAUAUGGUGCAGAGAGCGGCCAUGGGUUGGAGACUAUCAGCUCGCUCUGGACCACGCUUUAAGGAAGCUCUUGGAGGGCCUUCUUGGGAUUAUAGAAAUAUUAUUGAAAAGUUACAGGAUGUAGUGGCGUCCUUGGAGCAGCAGUUCAGCCCGAUGAUGCAGGCUGAAUUCUCUGUGUUGGUGGAUGUGCUGUACAGUCCAGAGCUACUGUUUCCUGAGGGGAGCGACGCAAGAAUAAGAUGCGGUGCUUUCAUGUCCAAGUUGAUCAAUCAUACAAAGAAACUGAUGGAGAAAGAAGAAAAAUUGUGCAUUAAAAUUCUUCAAACUUUACGAGAAAUGCUAGAGAAGAAAGACAGCUUUGUGGAAGAGGGUACUACAUUAAGAAAAAUACUCCUGAAUCGGUACUUUAGAGGCGAUUAUGGUGUCUGUAUGAACGGACACCUCUCUGGAGCCUACUGUAAAUCUGCACAAGGAGGAGGAAGCUUUUCUGGACAAGAUUCAGAUAAGACGGGGAUAUCCAUGUCAGAUAUUCAGUGUCUACUGGAUAAAGAAGGUGCAUCUGAACUUGUCAUCGAUGUUAUAGUGAACACCAAAAAUGACAGAAUUUUUUCAGAAGGCAUUUUACUUGGCAUUGCCUUGCUUGAAGGAGGAAAUACACAAACUCAGUAUUCCUUCUACCAGCAGUUGCAUGAACAAAAAAAGUCAGAAAAAUUCUUCAAAGUUCUCUAUGACCGAAUGAAGGCUGCUCAGAAAGAGAUAAGAUCAACAGUGACCGUUAAUACCAUAGACUUAGGUAACAAAAAAAGAGAUGAUGACAACGAAUUGAUGACAUCUGGCCCACGAAUGAGAGUAAGAGAUUCAUCAUUACAUUUAAAAGAGGGAAUGAAAGGGCAAUUAACAGAAGCUUCUUCGGCAACAUCCAGAGCAUACUGUGCGUACAGAAGAGAAAUGGAUCCAGAAAUAGACAUCAUGUGCGCGGGAUCAGAAGCGGGAAACGCUGAGGAAAAGUCUGCGGAGGAAGUAACAAUGAGUACUGCCAUUGCCAUCAUGCAGCCGAUUCUGAGAUUUCUUCAGUUACUCUGUGAGAAUCACAACCGGGAACUGCAGAAUUUCUUGAGGAAUCAAAACAACAAAACAAAUUACAACCUUGUCUGUGAGACCCUUCAGUUUUUGGACUGCAUUUGUGGAAGUACGACAGGUGGCCUGGGCCUCUUGGGUCUCUACAUCAAUGAGAAGAAUGUAGUGCUGGUCAACCAGACUCUGGAGAGCUUGACUGAGUAUUGCCAGGGCCCAUGCCAUGAAAAUCAGACAUGUAUUGCUACUCAUGAAUCUAAUGGGAUUGAUAUCAUCAUUGCUUUGAUUCUAAAUGACAUAAACCCUCUUGGUAAAUAUCGAAUGGACCUGGUGCUCCAACUAAAGAACAAUGCCUCCAAGCUUUUGUUGGCCAUCAUGGAAAGUAGACAUGACAGUGAGAAUGCAGAAAGAAUUCUAUUUAACAUGAGACCCAGAGAACUGGUGGAUGUGGUGAAGAAUGCCUAUAACCAAGGAUUGGAAUGCGAUCAUGGGGAUCAUGAGGGCGGAGAUGAUGGUGUUUCCCCAAAAGAUGUUGGACACAAUAUCUAUAUUCUGGCCCAUCAGUUGGCACGCCACAACAAACUCUUGCAGCAGAUGCUCAAACCAGGAUCCGAUCCAGAUGAUGGAGAUGAAGCCUUAAAGUAUUAUGCCAACCACACCUCACAGAUCGAGAUUGUUCGGCAUGAUAGGACAAUGGAACAAAUAGUGUUUCCUGUCCCCAAUAUAUGUGAAUACCUCACGCGAGAAUCCAAGUGCCGUGUGUUCAAUACCACGGAAAGGGAUGAACAAGGAAGUAAAGUGAAUGACUUUUUCCAGCAAACGGAAGAUCUCUACAAUGAGAUGAAGUGGCAGAAGAAAAUCAGGAGUAACCCUGCCCUGUUCUGGUUCUCAAGGCACAUUUCUCUCUGGGGGAGCAUCUCCUUCAACCUGGCUGUGUUUAUCAACUUAGCUGUGGCUCUCUUCUACCCAUUUGGGGAUGAUGGAGAUGAAGGUACACUUUCACCAUUGUUCUCAGUUCUGCUUUGGAUAGCAGUUGCAAUCUGCACAUCUAUGCUGUUUUUCUUCUCCAAGCCUGUGGGUAUUCGGCCAUUUCUUGUGUCAGUAAUGCUCAGAUCAAUAUAUACAAUAGGUCUUGGGCCUACGUUAAUACUUCUUGGUGCAGCUAAUCUUUGUAAUAAAAUAGUAUUUCUGGUGAGCUUUGUCGGAAAUCGUGGCACGUUCACCCGAGGGUACCGAGCGGUCAUCCUGGAUAUGGCCUUUCUCUACCAUGUAGCGUAUGUCCUGGUCUGCAUGCUGGGCCUCUUUGUCCACGAAUUCUUCUAUAGCUUCCUGCUUUUUGAUUUAGUAUAUAGAGAAGAGACUCUGCUCAAUGUCAUAAAAAGUGUCACACGGAAUGGCCGCUCCAUUAUUCUAACUGCAGUCCUCGCCCUCAUCCUUGUCUACCUGUUUUCCAUUAUUGGAUUCCUUUUUCUGAAGGAUGACUUCACUAUGGAAGUGGAUAGGCUGAAAAACAGAACUCCCCUUACAGGUAGCAAUGCAGUUCCUGCUAUGACUUUCACUUCAAUCCUGGGAACAUGUGAAAAGGACAACUGCUCACCCACAAUACCAGCUUCAAAUACAGCUGCUGAGGAAUAUGAAGAUGGAAUUGAAAGAAUGUGUGACACCCUCCUUAUGUGCAUUGUGACUGUCCUGAACCAGGGCCUCAGGAACGGCGGCGGCGUGGGAGACGUGCUGAGAAGACCCUCAAAAGAUGAGCCCUUGUUUGCUGCCCGAGUGGUGUAUGACCUUCUUUUUUAUUUCAUUGUCAUCAUUAUCGUUCUUAACUUGAUUUUUGGGGUUAUCAUUGAUACUUUUGCGGAUCUCAGAAGCGAAAAACAGAAAAAAGAAGAAAUUCUAAAGACAACCUGCUUCAUCUGUGGACUCGAGAGGGACAAGUUUGAUAAUAAAACGGUCUCCUUUGAGGAGCACAUCAAGUCAGAACACAAUAUGUGGCAUUAUUUGUACUUCCUAGUCCUGGUGAAGGUGAAAGACCCAACUGAAUACACCGGACCUGAAAGUUACGUGGCUCAGAUGAUUGUGAACUCUCUCCAGAACCAGGACAGGAGGGAGGAGAGCCCACAAGCUUAUUGCAACAUGAACUGUCUCAUUCUCAUCCAAGCAGUGCACACCCAAGAGAACAGGCACUGGUCCUGGAUUUUAAUGGGCAGGAGGAGUGAUAUUAAGCUUUGGAAGGAUGGAAACAAAAAGUCACUUGCCGGCUUCUUGGAGAUUAUGGCCUCCUAAUCUUGAUCCUCCUAGAGAGAGAAGAUUUUAGAGCACAUGGCAAGUUGAAGCAUGUCUGUAGCUCAAUUCAAAGACUACAUUUUCUCUCCCUCCAGGUCAAAGGUAACUACUCUUAACAGUUUGGUAGGAAAACUUCCAUUUUCCUACCACUUUCAUUUUUGGUCCUUAAAAAUAGGUGCAUUUACCAAGUUGAUUUAAGUGCUUGUUUAUCAAUAGAGCUUUAGAGGAAGUUUUUAAUUCUUCAUAAUUGAUGUAGCUUUUACCCUCAAGGAUUUAUGCAAAAUAAAAUAAGGAAGUUCUUCAUAUUUGUUCACAAAACAACUCAUCUGAAUUCUACACAUUUUAAGCCUGGUUUGUACCUAGAGGCCCUUAGAAACUGUUUCCUGUCUUCUGGUGAAAUGAGAAAAACAAGAGUAUAUCAAGUUUGGGGAUGUUUCUCCCUCUGUAUAUUUUUUCGCCUCCAAUACUUCAACUUUAUUCUUUACCACUAGGUCCCAUAAGGAAUAUUUAUACUAAUGUGCAUUAAAACAUACAUUAUAAAUAAAUUAAUAUAUUGCUUCUAGGGCCUAGAAUCUUAGGAAAUACAUUUGUGCCUCUACAUCCCUCUAGUGACAGGAUCAAGGCUCUGAAAUAUUAACAGAAGCUUAAAACUUCCUCACCCCUGCCUUCAAACCCUACACCAAGCUGUUGGCCUAUCCACUGUCUGAGUCUUUGAAUUAACACAGAACCUCUUCUGGGAUAUUGUUAGGGGAGAUGUGACUAGAUCAAGGUAUUGGGGGGAAUAUAUUUUCUUCUGGCAAACAAACUCUCAUUUUUGAUAAGAGAAUUGAUAUUUUGAGCUAGUAUUUACUGGGGACAGAAAGUAAGAGACAGAAAAGAAAGGACCAUGCAGAAAAGUGAAAGUAAUGAAAGAGAAUCCAAUAAACUAGGAGGAAAGGGUCUAAGAGGAUAAGUCCUGCAGCCUGUGCUAGUAAUGGCCUGUGACCAUCACUCAGCCCUUUUGCCUCUCCCAUUGCUCAUAGGAUGAUAUUGAAGGGGAACAAACAAAAUAGAGAUCCUUAGAAAAAAUGCCCAAGGCUUUUAGAGGUUUCUCUAACAUUUUGGAGACAUUUUCAGUUGUUCGUUUGCUGAGGUAUGUUAAGGACCUUUGGGAAUAUUUAGUACUUAAUUUGACAAAGAGUGGGAUUGAAACCAGAGGUACCUGGAAGGACAGGUACCAUGCAUGUUCAGAGAACUGCCCACGUGUUCUGGUGUCCUGGGCUGCAGCCCAGACCCUGGCUGACCAAGCCUCAUGACCAUGGCUUUGUGGGGACCAGUCUCUCAUUUUAGCACACGGCACUUUUAAGCUCUUCUUCUUAUUUGACUCUUGACUAAAAAUUCUUUGUGGACAUCAUAGUGAUGUCAGCUGGGACAAUUUAACUCAUGUUUUUUGUUUUGGGGGGGUGUUUAAAUAUUUAUUAGAGUAUAGUUGAUUUACAAUGUUGUGUUUGUUUCUGCUGUACAGCAAAGUGAAUCAGUUACGCAUAUACAUAUAUUCACUCUUUUUUAGAUUCUUUUCCCAUAUAGGCCAUUAUAGAGUAUUGAGUAGAGUUCCUUGUGCUAUACAGUAGGUCCUUAUUAGUUAUCUAUUUUAUAUAGAGUAGUGUGUUUAUGUCAAUCCCAGUCUCCCAAUUUAUCCCUCCCCUCACCUUCCGCCCCGGUAACCAUAAGUUUGUUUUCUAAGUCUGUGAGUCUGUUUAUGUUUUGUAAGUUCGUUUGUAUCAUUUUUUUAGAUUCCACAUAUAAGUGAUAAUAUAUGAUAUUUGUCUUUUUCUGACUUACUUCACUUAGUAUGAUAAUCUCUAGGUCCAUCCAUGUUGUUGCAAAUGGCAUUAUUUCAUUCUUUUUAUGACUGAAUAAUAUUCCAUUGUGUUUGUGUGUGUGUGUGUGCAUAUACACACACACACACACACACACACACACACACAUAUAUAUACAUACCACAUCUUUAUCCAUUCAUCUGUCGGUGGGCAUUUAGGUUGCUUCCAUGUCCUGGCUAUUGUAAACAGUGCUGCUGUGAACAUUGGGGUGCAUAUAUCUUUUCAAAUUAUAGUUUUCUCUGGAUAUUUGGCCAGGAGUGGGAUUGCUAGAUCAUAUGGUAGUUCUAUUUUUUAGUUUUUUAAGGAACCUCCAUACUGUUCUCCGUAAUGCUUGUACCAAUUAACUCAUGUUUUUGUUAACAUAAUAAUUGUCGUGACACAAAAAAAUAAUUGUAAGUUUCUUAAAGGCCACAACCAGGAAUAGAGUAGCUUUUGUUCUGUGUAAGACCAGGGCAGAUGAUAGCUAUAAUAUAUAUUAAAAGCAAUUUGAUAGACACUGAGUGCCUCUUAUAUGCUAGCAGCUGUGCUAUGGGUUUGAUACGUAAGGAUAAAUAAGAAGUAAUCUCUUCCCUCAGGAAGCUCAAAACGUUUAUUCCAUAAGUAAAUAAAAUAAUGAGUGAGUUAACAAAUGAACGGUUUAUUCUUAGCCCUCUGGUAGUUGGACAUAAUUUACGGAAAGAUACACCAAAAUAGCUGCAGGAGUUGAGAACAUGAAUUUCUCAUUAGGCAAAUGUCAUCUUUCUCCUCUUAAAAUCGGAAGAUAAAGACGCAGCAGGAACCUUAUGCCACCUGAACCAAGUAUAAUGAAUGCAGUAUUAAAAAUCGGAUGGCUGAUUUGAGAGACAGGCAAUUUAAUCCCUCUGUCGUCGCUCUCAGUAUUUCUGAAGCCCGACCCAUCCCGUACGUGCACAAACCCUCAGGAGGGCCCCUGAAGCCGCUGUCCUAGCAGAGGGGCAAGCAUGCGCGUUGGACAUAAUUCACCCUUCAGAAUGAAUUCUUCCUUGCAUAAUCUAUUAAGGGCUCAGAAAGAGAGAGAUUGUCCUUUUAAUGAGAUAGAAAAGAAAUGCAGUCACACAGAAGGAAGGAAAAGAGCUAAGAAUUUCCCAGAUGUUGUUUUCUGUGUCUGGAACUCAAAAUCAAUCUUGUUUAGUUAAACCGUAUUUUUGAGCCGUAACUGUUGGAGGGGGGAUAUAUUUGGGCUCAUGAAAGACAUCAAGCGUUCUAAGAUUUACAUGUACCCCUCCUGCAUUAGCACCGUUUGCCAACUUAAUUUCUGCAUUAUUGUCAUGUGUCAUAAUUAUGAAAUUAUAUGUUCUGAUCCUAUUAUUUCCAAUUUAUGCUAAUUGUGUAAUUGGAUCUAAUUAAGCCAAUUAUGUAACUGCUCAAUCUUUAAAACCUAUUUUAAAGACGUUAGAACAUAAUAAGACACUUUUAAAAUGCUUACAUUUCAAGGCAAGCUGGGGGUGGGAGGUUGUAGCUUCAGAAUGCACAAUUAAGAAGGAAAUGUCUGCAUUCAAGGAGAUGCCACCUCUACUGUCCACAUUUUAAAUACAGACAUGUGUCUUCAAUUUAAGAGGGAUCUUUUUUAGUUCCCAAUUCUGGAUUUCAUUUUUGUUGUGGGACCUAUCCUAUACAUUAUCCUAAUUUCCUAUUUAGUAUUCGUACUAUAAUCCAUGAGUUACCACACAUUUGUGCACGUUAACGUCUUUCUCAUUCUCUUCUUAUUUUGAAAAUAGAGAUAGAAAUGGUGAAUACUUAACAGUGUGGCUGUACACAGAGUCUUCAUCUCAAAGACUGUCCUCAGCGCCGGAAGUGAGGGUGGAAGGAUUUGGGCCAAAUUGUUUUAAAAGAGAUUCGGAUGGAAGUAGGAUGGGGAAUAAGGCCGAGGGCAGGCACUUGAGGCGUGGACUCUCAGAUGUCAUUGACUGCUUCCUGAAUUGAUCAGAAACUGAAUCUGCUGGUGUCCGGGUAAUAGUCCUCAAAGUUCAAGAAGCUAAAGUGGCUCUUGUUAGUUUUUCUAAUCAGUGUCUAAGGAGAAGCUCAGUGUCAAGGAAGGAACCUGGCCAUCAGAUUCUCAAGUUUGACUUCCUAGGAUUCCCAUUUACAAGAUCGAUGACUUGACUUAUUCCUUCUGUACUUCACAUUACCCGUCAAUGAAGAAAGUGUAAUCAGCCAGUCAGCACUCAGAAUAGAAUAAGAUGAGUUGUCUGGAACCUGGAGGCCUCCUGCUGUGCCAGACCCUGUCCCAUUUGCUGCCAGAUCAUGGGGAGAAUGGGGAGGUAGGGAUCCCAGGGAAAGAACCCGGGCAGAGAAGGCUGCAGGGUCAUGGGGUCAGGGAGUGGGAUUUGGAGGGCUUGGGACAGCAGGUAAUUUGGCAACUGGGAAAUACUGCAACAGUUUCAGCAACUAGCAUAGCCAUAUCUAUGCAAACCAGCUGAAUAUUGACCCCGUAUAUAACAAGACUUUCCUUGCAGAGUUGCUACCAGGAUUAAAUCAAAUCAUGCAUACUAACAGUACUAUGACGAAUGGGACUUCCCUGGCGGUCCAGUGGUUAAGACUUCGCCUUCCAAUGCAGGGGAUGCAGGUUCGAUCCGUGGUCGGGGAGCUAAGAUCCCACAUGCCUCUCGGCCAAAAAAACAAAACGUAAAACAGAAACAAUAUUGUAACAAAUUCAAUAAAGACUUUAGGGGCUUCCCUGGUGGCGCGGUGGUUGCGCGUCCGCCUGCCGAUGCAGGGGAACCGGGUUCGCGCCCCGGUCCGGGAGGAUCCCACAUGCCGCGGAGCGGCUGGGCCCGUGAG
Physeter macrocephalus (sperm whale) is the source of this 13006-nucleotide messenger RNA. RefSeq names its product inositol 1,4,5-trisphosphate receptor type 2 (gene ITPR2). Gene Ontology annotation, cellular component: endoplasmic reticulum; membrane. Lineage: Eukaryota; Metazoa; Chordata; Mammalia; Artiodactyla; Physeteridae. Gene Ontology annotation, biological process: calcium ion transmembrane transport. Gene Ontology annotation, molecular function: inositol 1,4,5-trisphosphate-gated calcium channel activity; inositol 1,4,5 trisphosphate binding. The transcript has 57 exons. The record is from RefSeq and is a predicted model, not a curated record. Bases 288 to 8348 code for a protein of 2686 amino acids.